This is a messenger RNA of Trachymyrmex septentrionalis, 1106 nucleotides long. RefSeq lists its product as uncharacterized. The record is from RefSeq and is a predicted model, not a curated record. NCBI's taxonomy places the organism in Eukaryota, Metazoa, Arthropoda, Insecta, Hymenoptera, Formicidae. The transcript is spliced from 6 exons. Bases 438 to 1106 code for a protein of 222 amino acids.
CUUGUCUAUGUUUACAAAGUGACUUUACUAUUAUCAAAAUAUUUCAUAAUUUCGACCAUAUAUUACAGAAUUGUUAAGUUCUGCAGGAAUCUAGCGAAAAGAUUCCGAAAUGUAUGCACGCGAUCUACGAAUAGUGAUAACCAGACACUUGAUAUGACUAAAGUCCUUAUAAUAGCGAGGAGUCCAACUUGUACUAUUGGCGAUAAAUUAAAAAUGGGCUCAACGACCACCGUGAUUCUUCGUGAAUGUGCAAUAAUGAGAUCUGCAUCUGCAGCUUCCACUCCGACUAUAUCGUGUAGAAAUCGAUAUGAUCGAAAGCAAAAAACAAUGCGUCGAUGAAGAAAAAGAUUCGGACAGUUGAGAGAAGUUUAAUCAAAACUUACAAGUCAACGCGAAAGACUAACAAUAGAAUUUGAAGAAAGACUUUAAAAUUCAGAAUGGAAGAGAAAGAUAAAGAUCCGACAUUUCUUAAUGGAUCUACUUAUAUCUUGACUUUGGAAUUUGAAGUGUCCCUGAAAAGAAAAAAUGAUACAUCAGUAGUUGACAAGGGACAAUUAGAAUUCUGCAAGUCCACGAAGAAAAUUAAGCCAUCUUCCUUUAAAGGCAAAUGUUCAAAAUCAUGUACGAAGUAUAGAGAAAACAGCUCAAAUAGACCUCAAACGUCAGAUAAACCGCAAAUGUUGCGUGAAUCAUCUUAUCGUCAAAAGAAGCCCGAGACAAAGCCCACGGGGGAAAUGCCACUGUUCGCACAACUAAAAACGAAAAUGAAAGAAACGUCGAGGAAGUUUCAGAGCACCUUGCCAUUUUUUAAAAAGACAACGAAGCGUACCAUAGCGAGAGUGAGGUCCUUGUAUGUCGGCUCCAGGCCAAAGCGAGCAUUGGGAUUCAAGUGCGACCUGAAAAAAUGCAGCAGUACGUUAAUGGAAUGCAGCGCGGGGGCUUGCAGAAAAAAGAGCAUGAUUUUUGUUGCAUCUAAUCAACCGUGCAGUUCGAAAAUGGUCGAUUCUAACGUCAGUGACACUUCGACAGUAUCGAGCACAAGUGAAAAUAGUUCCAAUGAAGAUUCCAUUAUCAUGGAUGAAGAGGAGGAGGAUUCGCGCAACUGA